AUGAGGAGUCACACCAAAAUCGCUCCUAAACGGAAAACUCAAGGGCGCCCGUCUCACGUAAAGAUCGACGUGCAAGGCUUGUUUGCAGAUGAAAAUGGGUUGAAAAUAGUUGAAAGCUUGUUAUCGUCAGUGGACCCUUCUAAGAUAACACCAGCAUAUUCUUUAAAAAUCAUCUCAAAACUCUCUGAUCUGGUAAAUCAUGGUAAAGUUAAAAUUACUGACUUUGACCAAGAUGAUAGGUACAAAGCUCUUUGCUCUCAGCUUUCUACAAAACCACGAAAAAAGUCUGUUGGGAAGCUGACAGAUACUGUAGAACAAGAAAUACAAAAUUCGAACCAGCAACUUUAUGAAAAAAAGUUAGGGUUUUUCUUCGACAUGAACGAGAUCCAGAAAAUUGCCGAGAAAUCGAACAUGUCAAUUAAUCAUGCAGUUCAGAUCAUGUCAAAAUUAGCGUUCCAUAAAUCGAGGGUUGUGCCAGUGCUGCAGUCUUUGGCAAAUCAUAUUGUUCAAAGCAAUCGGGAGAUCAAUAUCAAAAUAGCAUCUGAUAUUCUCUAUAACAUGGCUGUCUUGAAUUUUUACGAUGAGGUUUUAAUCGAAAAAAUAGCUUCAGGUCUAGUUUCUCAGAUAUCAAAAACUGAUAAAAAACACAGUGCUGUGAUUGGUUCACUUUCGAAAUCGAUUGGAAUUCUAAGGUACAGAAAUGAAAAUCUUUUAAUUCAAUUAACUGCGUGGAUGUUAGAAAAUUCGAAAUCCGCUAGGCCACAGGAAAUUUGUUCUUUCCUUGUAACGUUAGCAGUAGUAGGUUACAGCCCUUUAACCGAAACGGACAAACUGAAGGAAUUUGCUGAUAAUUUGAAAGAGUCUGACAUGGUUGGGGCAGAGGAUUGGUUGGAUGUUGUCUGGGCGCUGGUCGUUUUAAACCUGGCAAAUGAAGCCCAAGUGUUGUCAGUGCUAGACAAAAAUUUUCUAUCAAGAUUAUCUGAUGUACAAAAAGUCUCCGAAUCGAAGAAACGAAAGUUAUUAAAUAUAUUGUCAGUGGCAAAAUUGAUUUUCAAGCAGGAUACAGGUCAGUUCUUCGAAGAAAAUGCAUGGGUUCUUGAAGUAACCUUAGAGAGAAGUAAAGAAAAACUGGAAUUUGUAAAAGCAAUCAUAACUUCCUUACAUGCAUUAUUACCAACCAAUGGAUGUUUGAAAACUAACGUCAAUACCGGAAUGGGAUUUGCGUUAGAUGCCGAAUUCUAUGUAGAUAAGAAGUGCAACCCAGUACUUGUCAAUCAAAUCGAGUCUAAGGAAAAACAAGCCUUGAGGCUAGGGGUAGUACCACAAAGUUAUUACGACUUUUGUCGUGGAGAUGAACAGAUUAUAGGACCAGUUCUUUUCCAUUGCGAACUUCUGAGACUUUCGGGUUAUCACGUUAUUUCUAUUCCCUACACAGAAUUUGAAUUAGACCGAAAAGUUGUUGAACGCGUCAAAUAUCUUAGAGAUAAAAUUAAAGCAACUGUAGAGCAGUGUUCUGUUUAAUUUAAAAUUUUUAAAGUGUUAUUAAAUACUGUACAAUUAAUAAAAGGUCCUACAAAUAUUUAUAA
This is a messenger RNA of Belonocnema kinseyi, 1586 nucleotides long. RefSeq names its product FAST kinase domain-containing protein 4. The record is from RefSeq and is a predicted model, not a curated record. The transcript is spliced from 9 exons. Bases 1 to 1521 code for a protein of 506 amino acids. Gene Ontology annotation, biological process: regulation of mitochondrial mRNA stability. Lineage: Eukaryota; Metazoa; Arthropoda; Insecta; Hymenoptera; Cynipidae.